AUGGCCACCAGCAUCCAGCGAGGACCGCCACCGCAGCCGCCUCCACCCCCCGCGCCGUCCGGGUCAAAGAGGGAUCCACCGACCGCGUACAGGGGCCACCACCGCCUGCACCCGCCGGAGCACCGCCCAUUCAGUCCGAGUUCCACCCUUCCUGCGUCGCCAAAUCGAUCAUUCACGCGUCUGCACUCGGUCGUGCGGAAGCUGCUCGGGGAGACACGCGUGAGUCAGGCGUUGCAGAACAUUGUUAUCCCUGCCUUCGACAUCAAGCUGCUGCAGCCAAUCAUCUUCUCGAGAUACGACGCUCAAAGCGACGUCUCCAAAGACGCCCUUCUCUCCGACGUAUGCAUCAGCACGUCCGCCGCGCCCACCUAUCUGCCCGGCCACCACUUCGAGACCACGGACAGAUACGGCAAACCGCGCGCGUUCAAUCUUAUCGACGGUGGCGUCGCGGCGAACAAUCCGACGUUGCUGGGCAUGACCCAUGUGAGCAAGCAGAUACUCAUGGGCAACAAAGAUUUCUUCCCCAUCAAACCGGCCGACUAUGGAAAGUUUCUCAUCCUCUCCUUGGGCACCGGGUCGGCCAAGCUCACCGACAAGUUGGACGCAGCGCAGUGCAGCAAGUGGGGCAUCUUCGGGUGGCUCUACAACAAAGGUGUGUCGCCCCUCAUUGAUAGCUUUUGUCAGGCAAGCGCCCACCUUGUGGACAUCCACGCAUCCGUGCUCUUCCAGGCGCUGCAUUGCCAAAGGCGCUACCUUCGCAUCCAGGAUGACGAUCUCAAGGGAAACACUUGCUCCGUCGACGUGGCCACGCCGGAGAACCUGAACAUGCUUGUCGACGUCGGCAAGGCAUUACUGAAGAAACAUGUGUGCAUAGUGGACGUCGAGACCGGGAAAAGUGUGCCGGACAUGAACAGGGGCACCAACGAGGAAGAGCUGAUUCAUUUCGCCCGAAUGUUGUCACAUGAGCGCAAGGCUAGGCUUCAAAAGAAGCAAAGUAGCACUACAAAGUAAACCUUGGCUAGGACCUAGGAUUGAGUAUAUGGUAUGAACUAUUCGUGUGUAUUUAUUGAAUUUUUUUUCCAUGUGUAUAUACAUUUUAGAUUUAUCCAUUAACUAAGAUGAGUGAUUAUCAUAAUAUAUAUUCCAUAUGAAAUUUGAUGAUGAAUAUAUUUAUAGCACUCCGACCAAGCAAACAAAGAGUACUGCCAGAUAUGCAACAGAAACGGAGGGUUAAGAUCCUCAAGGCAGAGGCCGGAAAGUGAAAAUCUCUUCCAUUUUAAAAAGGUCAUGAUGGGUACGGGGGAGGCUGCUGUGGCGACUCCGCAGGCGACUUCCGCCCUGGUGGACA
Molecule: messenger RNA, 1348 nt
Organism: Hordeum vulgare subsp. vulgare (domesticated barley)
Lineage: Eukaryota; Viridiplantae; Streptophyta; Magnoliopsida; Poales; Poaceae
Product: patatin-like protein 1
Exons: 3
Coding region: 1-1011 (336 amino acids)
Biological process (GO): lipid metabolic process
Molecular function (GO): monoacylglycerol lipase activity; glycerophospholipase activity
Source: RefSeq, a predicted model, not a curated record